UGUAAACAACACGACGUAUGUUCCGAAUGCAAACCUGGGUUUUCGAACACGCAGAAACUGUGUACAUGUAGAACAGAUAUUUGCGAUAAUUCAGUUAACUGCAACUCAUGCACGAACACCUCCUUUUAUCCAAAUGAUGGUAAAUGUUGCUUGUGCUAUCUUGAGAAUUGUCUUUCAUGUGCUAAGUUUUUUAAUAUAAUUAUUGCAUCAUUUGCAAGAGAGGAUAUUAUCCAAAUAGAAAUGGACAAUGUGAAGCUUGCAAUUCACAAUGCGUUAAUAAUAAAUGCAAUUCGUCUUCGGGAAAUUGUAUUCAAGGCUGCACAAAUGGAUACUGGAAUCAAACCUGUGACAACAAAUGUGCCCAAGAAUGUUUAUCUUGCAGUCAAGCAGAUGGAUCGUGCACACAAUGCAAAAAUAAUACCAAGUAUGGACCUAAAUGUAGACUAGAAUGCAGCACUACCUGUAAAUAUUCCAAGUGUGGCAUUGAUGGCAAUUGUAAAUAUGGAUGCAUAACAAAUACGUUUGGAAAGAAAUGUGAAAACAAGUGUGAUGACCAUUGUUCACCAAAGAACAAUAGCACACUUUGUUUUGAAGAGUCAGGAAUGUGUUUAUACGGUUGCCAAACAGGAUACCGGGGAAGAUUUUGUCAUCAAGUUGAAGCAGUAGUGGAACAACAUCCAUCGUCAAUUGAAGCUCUUGGUGGAGGAAUUGGCGGAGGAGUAGUCGCUCUUGCUGUCAUUGUGGUUGUUGGACUUUGUUUGCUUCGGAGAAGAAGAAGCAAACUAUCCAAAAAAGAAACCGAGAACCUUUCCGCCCUGUACGCAACAGUGAAAAAAGGAAGAGCUGCGCGAGCAGGGAACGCUAAUGCGGAUACUGACAAUUUUCACUCUGUCAUCAUCAUAGAAAACCCCGAUUACGAAAGUCUACUUACGGGUAGUUCUGAUAGGAAAAAUACACCUUAUUUGACAGAAGACAAUCUUGAACUUGACGAAGAUGAUAUUUUCGCAAAUGAAACUGCAAAACUAUUUGUUGAAAGAUGUGGUGUUUAUUAUAACAACGCUAGAGAAGUUAGCAAACUGAAUGUUUCCGAUCUUCCAGAACAUGUACAAAAUAUUUCUUUAAAGGAACUAGAAGAAGAAUUUCAGAAAAUUCCAUACGGUUUUGUGAAAUCCUUUGAAGUUUCACAAACAAAGUUAAACAUGCACAAAAAUAAGUAUCGAAGAAUCUACCCGUAUGAUGAUACGCGAGUUUUAGUACGCGGCGGAGACACAGACUACAUUAAUGCAAGCUAUAUAGACGGAUUCAGAAGACGAAAUGCAUACAUUUCUACCUUGGGUCCAAUGGCUAAACAGCUUGACGAUUUCGGCCAGUUCUGGCGAAUGGUCUGGCAACAGGAAGUGGAGAAGAUUGUCAUGUUGACCAAUUUGGUAGAGGGUGAGAGCACCAAAUGCGAGCAAUAUUGGCCUCAUCAUAAUCAACGUAUACCAUACGGCGAUAUAGAAGUUGUGUGCAAGGUGGACAAAUUGUACGCAGAUUUCAUUUGGAGACAAUUUACGCUUUCUAAGAAUUCCGAAGAAAGAAGUCUCCAUCAUCUUCAAUUCACAAGCUGGCCAGCAAAAGACGUCCCUGAUAAUGUUACAUCAUUGAUAGAGUUAAGACAGAGGGUGAACGCCUUGCCGAGUACCUUUAACGGACCAGUAAUUGUGCAUUGCAGUGCUGGUGUUGGAAGAACAGGAACCUAUAUAGCUCUGGACAUUCUGACUAACGAGGGUGAGGCGGAAGGAGCAAUAGAUAUCCCGGGAUGUGUUCUCAACAUGAGAAAGAACAGACUCAACAUGAUUCAGACUAUGAGUCAAUACAAGUUUCUUUACCAAGCUUUGGUCCAUUCAUUGACCAUGGAGGGGUCGUUGAUAAAAAGAGACCACUUCCAUGAAUAUAUGACGAUGUCCAGCCAACAGGAGGUACACAAGCAGUUUGAGAAACUGCAAUUGAACCAAGAGCAAAAGUCGGAUAAGGAGCUACAGGCUACUGGAAGGAAUCGGCUUCUAACAAUCAAAAACAGGAAACUCGCGGAUAUACCAGGUGAUUCCAAUAGACCACGUCUGUAUCUGUUUUUGAAACCAGGCGAAUCUGAUUACAUCAAUGCAAUAUACAUCAACAGUUUAAGAACGAGAAAUCGUUUUUUGGUUGCGCAAACACCUCUGCCUGAUACAGUUUCUGAUUUCAUCACACUUGCUGUUCAAGAAAACUGUUCAUGUAUCGUUAGUAUGGAGGGACACUUGGAAAAGCAUGAGGGGAUUGGCUUGUACUUUCCUUGUGACAAUCGGACAUUGAAGAAGAAUAUGGUUUCCGUACGAUCAUCAACAGCUCUGAAUGAGAUACACUUUGUAAAAAGAAUGCUGCAUUUUAAACACGAAAGAAAGACCAAAACAGACGUGAUGAUUCCACACUAUGAAUACUUGGACUGGGAUACAAAAUUCAAUAUUCCGAAGUCGGCAGAACACUUUGUUGCAUUCAUCAAUGAAGUAGAAGACGCUUCCAAAUCAUCUCGCCUCAAGGGACCGAUCCUGUUGCAUUGUCUGAAUGGUGCUGGAAAGAGCGGCCUUUUAUGUGUUGUCUCGAUAUUACUCGAAAAACUGAUUGAAGAUAAUGAAGUCAGUGUGGUCAAUGCGGUGAAUCAUGUCAAAGUUAGAAGACCACUCGCUAUUCCAAAUAAGGAGCAGUUUUACUUCUGCCACGAGUGUGUUCUCCAUUCCUUGAACGCAACUGAAAACGCUGUGUAAUACAUCAUAAGAGAGAAUGCUGCGUAAUACAAUUUAAAAGGGAAUGCUGCGUUAUACACUAUAAGAGGGAAUGCUGCGUUAAACAUUAUAAGAGUGAAUGAAGCCGGCUGUCUAAUUUAGAGCAAUAUCAUCAGGUGUGUGUCCUUGACUUGAAGAAAUGAAUAAACAUUUGACAAAUAUAUGAUGACAUGUAAAGCUGUACUGUAUAACAUUUGCAGACAUGGUUAUACUUGCAAACAUAUCAUCUGUAUAACCGUCAUUACAUAAGAAACAGAACGCUAGUAUUUAAUAUGGAAAAAUGAGCACUGUGUUGUAAAUAACGUUGUAAAUAUUUGCAUAUAUUUAUGCUUUUGAGUCCUUUUAUCACAUGUUUUAUUUUAUCAGAGUAUUAUCCGAUAGGCAAUUAGGCUAAAUAUGCUAGCGUACCAUGCGAUAAGUAGCAUUUGAUUAGAAACAUUCAUAGAUAAUCUAUGCGCGUCAAUAUGUGCAGGAUUAGCUUGACAAUUUGUUACAGAAAACUAACAACACCGAACCGAUUAACCCCUUUGAUAGCUCGGGCUUUACGCUCGUUGUUUAUAGUGAAUGAAGUGGCUGUAGGAACAUUUUUGAUAUUUUAUGAUCGCAUUGUACAUUUUCAUUAUCAUCUUGUUUACUAUAGCUAUUCAAUCAUGUUGGAGGACUUUGCAGAAUACACACUAUAUUUGAUACAUGGAAACCAAUGGCUGAAAGGUUUUUUGUUUAAAUAAUUGCUCUUAUUAAUCUAGCCUUUCAGUGUGUUAAA
Messenger RNA from Mya arenaria, 3564 nucleotides. Its product is annotated as receptor-type tyrosine-protein phosphatase kappa-like. Gene Ontology annotation, biological process: protein dephosphorylation. Gene Ontology annotation, molecular function: protein tyrosine phosphatase activity. The coding region runs from base 603 to 2783 and encodes 726 amino acids. NCBI's taxonomy places the organism in Eukaryota, Metazoa, Mollusca, Bivalvia, Myida, Myidae. The transcript has 20 exons. The record is from RefSeq and is a predicted model, not a curated record.